AUGGAUCCCAGAUCUCAUCCUUCACGGCCCCCAUCCACCAGCCUACCCCAGGGCUCCACGCCUCUGUCCUCGACACCCAUCUCGAGCAUGCCCAUGCCUCAGUACACCAUGCAGCCUCAGUAUCCUGUGUCCCAGCCGCAUACCCUUCCCCCGCUACAGCCUCACCACAGCCAAUCUCCUGCCCCUCACUCUUACAUGGGCCAGCCGUACCGGCCGGAUCUGUCGAGGUAUCCCGCUUCCACUCACGAUGUUUACGCGUCGUCCGCCGCGCCUAUCAUGCCUCACACCACCGUGGGUAGCCUGCCUCCGUCAUCGUUCCUCUCCCAUCCCAACCCGCAGGCUCAACCCCAGCCGUCGCAACCCUACCCUCCUCCUCAUAGCGUGCUGCCUCCCGCGUCCAGCGCUCAGAGUUAUCCGCAGCCAAUUGCGCCGGCGCCUCCCCGGGACCGUCGCUCGGAUUACUCCGGUCUUCCAUCCGGUGCUUUCAGCUACAAUGAUGGCAAGGGAUCGCCUUGGAUGAACCCCGAUCCAGUUGCGGGUGCAAACGGUGCUGCGCCGUACGCUGCGAAGGAGCCGCCGAGGACUCAGGUUGUUGGGUCUCAGGGCCGUCGCGGAAUUCUCCCGAGCGUUCCGGGACGCGCGACUCCCGUCACAAACGGUGUCAAUGGUACCGCCAAGAACACAACCAUCCCGGCCAAGGACGCCGAUGGAAAGUUCCCUUGUCCGCACUGCAACAAGACAUAUCUUCAUGCUAAGCACUUGAAGCGUCAUUUGCUCAGACACACUGGUGAUCGUCCGUACAUGUGUGUUCUUUGCAAAGAUACCUUCUCUCGGAGUGAUAUCCUGAAGCGCCACUUUCAGAAGUGCUCAUUGCGACGUGGUAACCCCACUGGGGCGACCCACUUGUCGCAUCCCCAGGCGCAUCUGAAGAGGUCUCAAGCUGCGGCGAACCCUGUCAAGCCAGUUCAGGAUGAAGUCCCUACUACCGUCCCGCAUCCCAACGGUAUGCCAGGUGCGACAUAUGGUGAGGCGCCCGUGAAUGGCAACGGGAUGGCUCCCGGCCGUCCAGGAUACGCGGAUCAGCAGCCUCUGGGUUUCUCGAUGUCGUCUGUCAAUGGCAUGAACCGUGGUCAGCCCGACGACGGUUUCCCCCCUGGCCAGCCCCAUCAGCGAGGACCCUGGCUUGCUGCUCCCAAGCAGAACCCGUACCUUGUGCAGCCUGGCACUGAUGCAUCCGGCCAGCAGCUGAAUGUUGAGCGUCCUCCUAUUGAGCAGGUAAAGCCCCCGGUUGUUCAAGACCCUAAACGUCCUGUCAUGACUGGACCUCCCAAUCACGCUGGCGAAAUUGACUGGACCUCGAUGUUUCAGCCCGGAGCGUCCGACGGUUAUAUCAAUCCCGUCUUCCCCCAGACCAUGGCGUCCGGCCAGGAGCCCAUCCACGCUCACGUCGAUACCGAACGCAAAUUUUACCCCACCACCACCGCUGGUCCUCAGGAGGGUGGAAUGAACGGUCUCUACCUGGCUUCGACCACCUUGAGCGGUGACGGUACCGUUCAGCCUGCUAGGCAAUAG
Aspergillus sclerotioniger CBS 115572 is the source of this 1572-nucleotide messenger RNA. Its product is annotated as C2H2 transcription factor. NCBI's taxonomy places the organism in Eukaryota, Fungi, Ascomycota, Eurotiomycetes, Eurotiales, Aspergillaceae. Gene Ontology annotation, molecular function: RNA polymerase II cis-regulatory region sequence-specific DNA binding; DNA-binding transcription factor activity, RNA polymerase II-specific. The record is from RefSeq and is a predicted model, not a curated record. Gene Ontology annotation, cellular component: chromatin. The transcript is spliced from 3 exons. The coding region runs from base 1 to 1572 and encodes 523 amino acids. Gene Ontology annotation, biological process: regulation of transcription by RNA polymerase II.